UCCCUUCGUGCUCACUUUGGCUUUCAUGUGUCACAAAACUUAAAUGUUCAUCUUUGUGAUUAGUACAGCGCUCUGCUGCGCUAAGAGACGAUAGCAAAGUCUUGAAAGAAAGUAAACGAGAGUUCUGUAGCUUCCACGGCGCUUCUGGGAAACAUAGUUCUAUGUGCUGCUAAAAGUCAAUCUUGCGUCAUCAUUCGGUCAUGUAGCUAGCUAACAACACUUCGCACCAGAGAGAGCUUGGAAUGGCGGGGGAGAGUAGCGGAGAAGACAUAGUUUCAGAGUACCUGGGCCAGAACCCGCACCUGGCCCCCUGGAUUGACUCCCUCAGGGGAUAUUGUGAGACCAACAAGCAGUGGUUCGCCCGGAGAGAGUUCAUAUUGCGAAAUAUGGAGACUUUCUCAACAGUGGAGCCAGGAGUCCCCAGCAGCAGUCUGGAUAAGCUGAUAUCUCUGUCUAUGGUCUGGGCCAAUCACGUUUUCCUCGGCUGCAGCUAUCCACAGGCUGUAAUGGACAAGAUCAAGGAGAUGAGUGAGGGGAUCGUUGUUCAAGAUGCUCCUGUUCACAGAACCACAAAGGAUGAAUCUAUGAUGAAAGGAAAGCGGAGUGCUAAAUCUGAGGGCGAUGCUGAGAGCUGUGUGAAAAGAGCUAAAUGUGGCCCUAACGAGAUUGACAGUCGACCUGCAGGGAGGACAGCAACGUGGCCGAUGAGUCAGAAAGCAGGACCUCAACCACAGGCUCCAGCAGAGUACCAGCCUUUCUUUAACCGCCUCUACAAGACAGUGGCCUGGAAGUUGGUGUCAGCCGGGGGCUUUGGUCCCAACAUGGACCAUUUUGAAAUACUUCGUAGCUGCGUUGAGUCAUGUAAACAGACCUUGAUCUGUGUGUUUGUGCCACUGAAGGACAUCACAGGCCUCCCUACAGGUCGCACACAAAAAGAAGGCCACGUGUGUGAAAUUCGCUGUCAGACUGUCUACAUGGGUACAGGAUAUGGGCGAGAUGAAUCUGCUUCUAGAGCCAUGGCUGCCAAAGAAGCCCUUAAAGCCUUUCAGGGGCGAAAAGUGACAGUUAAGAUCUGUAAACGUAGGUACAAAGGGAGAGAUGUGGAGGAUUUGAUUUUGUUGGACGAACAGCCUCGGAAUCAGGGGUUUCCUCCCGCACUCAGUUACCCUUUUCAGGACAUGCAGCAGGAGGAUGGUUCUUCCUAAAGAAGCCAAACUGUGAUAUCUGCUCGAUAGUGAUCCCAGCUGGAGAAUCAAUAAGUGGCAUUUACAGAAUGGGGCCACUGAAGGAAUUCAUGACUGUAUCAGGACCAGACUGUUACCAUGAUCGUCAUCGUCAAGUAACUUUGAGCAUUAAAUAUCACAACACAUUUCCCACUUAACUUUGGUAUCAAAAUGCAGGAAAAAUAUGGUGAAACAAACAUCUGGAAAACACCAUCAAAAUGUGGUCUUUAGUGAAAACCUUUUCAACCUAUUCCAGGUUUAACCAUGAUAAAUGCAGAGUAACUGUGUGUGGAGUUCAAGCAUGUGCCAUUACUUCAUUAAAUCUAAGCCUCUGGAAAAAA
Solea senegalensis (Senegalese sole) is the source of this 1564-nucleotide messenger RNA. Its product is annotated as CDKN2A interacting protein. The transcript is spliced from 4 exons. NCBI's taxonomy places the organism in Eukaryota, Metazoa, Chordata, Actinopteri, Pleuronectiformes, Soleidae. The coding region runs from base 243 to 1205 and encodes 320 amino acids. Gene Ontology annotation, cellular component: nucleoplasm; nucleolus. The record is from RefSeq and is a predicted model, not a curated record.